AUGGUCUCGAAGCUGUACCAGCCCGCGCCCGUCGCGGGUCGAUGCGCGCUCGUCACCGGCGCGUCGUCCGGGAUCGGAUUCGCGACCGCGGAGAGGCUCGCGGAGCUCGGAUGCCGGCUCGUCGUCGCCGCGCGGAGGAAGGAUCGCCUCGACGCGCUCGCGGCGAAGCUGCGCGACGAGCACGGCGCGAGCGUGCACUGCAUCGAGCUCGACGUGUGCGACGUCGACGCCGUCAUGGCGCUCCCGGAGGCGCUCCCCGCCGACUUCGCCGACGUCUCCAUCCUCGUGAACAACGCCGGCGGCGCGCUCGGCACCGCCAAGUGCACGGAGAACGACAUGAACGACAUGUCCACGAUGAUCGACGCGAACGUGAAGGGGCUCAUCGCGUGCACGCGCGCGUUCACCCCGGGGAUGGUGGCGCGCGGCGAGGGCCACGUGAUCAACAUCUCCUCCAUCGCCGGGAUCGAGUGGUACGGCGGCGGGAGCGUGUACUGCGCGACCAAAGCGGCGGUGAACGCGUUCACGUACGCGUGUCGCAAGGACCUCCACGACACGCCGUGCAAGAUCACGACCGUGGCGCCCGGGUUCGUGAACACCGAGUUCUCCGCCGUGCGGUUCAAGGGCGACGCGGCGAAGGCGGAGGGCGUGUAUAAGGGCAUGAAGUACGGCGGGCCGCUGCUGGCGGAGGACAUCGCGGAUAACAUCGUGUACGCGCUCACCCGGCCGGGGCGGGUGCAGGUGUGCGACAUGCUCGUGUACCCGACGUCGCAGGCGAGCGCGAAGGACAUCGCGAGGGAGUGA
Micromonas pusilla CCMP1545 is the source of this 801-nucleotide messenger RNA. RefSeq lists its product as uncharacterized. The transcript is spliced from 3 exons. Lineage: Eukaryota; Viridiplantae; Chlorophyta; Mamiellophyceae; Mamiellales; Mamiellaceae. Gene Ontology annotation, molecular function: oxidoreductase activity. The record is from RefSeq and is a predicted model, not a curated record. The coding region runs from base 1 to 801 and encodes 266 amino acids. Gene Ontology annotation, cellular component: cytosol.